ACCAGUUUUUGCCUGCUGAGGCUCUAAGACCGCCCACCAUCUCUACUCAGCUGGUUGGAAUUAUCCAGGUAUCCUUGAAGUCAAUAUCUACGCCAUUCAGAUUGCACACACCAGUACCUCAUUCUAUAUCUGCAUCCUACGCUGCAAUUUCCGCUUCGUGCAAUACACGAGUUCAGAACGCCAGCGGACAUCCGUUUAAUGACUUUUCAUGAUCUACUUCGCCGCUUGAUGAUCUAAAAAGCUUGAAGAGGCAUUCUAUGCACCCCUCGGGUUUUUUGGUAAGAAUCAUGGGAGAUUAAGAUACACUUGUUACUUGUCAAUACUUUCUGGAUGGUUAUUUAAGCCGUGUUACUUGCAUUCCCUUCCACUUCGCACAGGUUUUAUUCGGAUUCUUCACUGCUUCAGAAUGCCCUUCAAGUCGAAGCCUCGUAGAGAUCAUUGGCAUGAGGUUCUGGGUGUCAGCGACGAUGCUACUCGGGACGAAAUCAAGGCCGCUUACAAAAAAUUAGCACUAUCAUGGCAUCCAGAUCGCCACAUGGAUGAUAAGAACCUUGCGACUGCAAAGUUUGUGGAGAUCAACAACGCGUACCGCAUCAUUAUGCGCGAGCGUCAUUUUGAGCUUGCCAACGUGUCGGUCCACGACUUGAAUCAAAUCAGGCCUCAAUUUCAAACUCGGACAAGUACAGAAUACAGCGCGUCUCGCACUAGAGAAUCUUCCGCAACUUUAGGGUCAUUAUCUUCUUCAUCCCGUCAAUCAAGCUUCGAAUCUGUGACUACUGCCCCUUCUACUUCUCGAUUCAGCAUGCGGCAUGCAUCUACGAGCUGUGAUGCUCUGCCAAAUAUGGCUCAUGGGAAUUCACCCUCUUAUCCUCGGGCUCCUCCACAACAAUCUAUCUCAAACGUGCUCGAGUCUCAUCAUUUUCGAAUCCCCGGGGAACCGCUUCCUAUCUUCUCCGGACCAUUGACUGAUAGCCCAUUGCAAACCAAGCUGCCUCAUUUGCCUCGCAGAUCAACGGAUGCUUCGAGUUUUAGCGAGCAUAUUCCAAUGAGUCAAAUCACAUCCUUCAAAAUGGCGCCAACCGACAAUCUUCAUCUUCAUCCUGCGUACAAUCCCCCUUUUGCCUCGAUUGGCGUGGGCACCUCCAAAGAGUGGAGAUAUUCGCUAACCUUGACACUCGAGGAGCUUUUUCAAGGUCGAAUCUGCCCAAUUCGUAUCACUCGACGUUAUCUAUCAGGGGAGAAGAAAAACGUCGUCCUUGAUGUCGACGUUCCCCCUGGUUCUCAGCCUGGUGCUCAGAUCGCCUUUCGAGGCGUUGGACACGAACGUAGCCCUGGGAUGUUUCAAGAUGUUGUAUUUGUGGUUGAACAAGCUGCACAUGAUCGCUUUGUCCGUGCGGGUGACGAUCUCCUUGUGGAUACAAAGAUUCCGUGGUCAGAGAAUUUGAACAAUCAGGAUGGCCGACUCUGUUUUCCUGGCAUCGACGGGAAGCUUUUGUGCAUUAGAAUUCCUCGUCCGGUGAACAGAGCUCGGGUCUCUCUUAAUGGAUCUCAAAUCGUGUGCGGCGCUGGAAUGCCAAUCUGGUUCGGGGCUAAGAAGGUCGGAAGAGGGAAUCUUGUUGUACGGUGGGAAAUACAGAUGCCCCAAAUGUCUCGCUGGGAUUUUUUAAAAUCCAGCUUUAGCUUUUAUCGAAGGUGACGUGGUGAGAUAUAAAAUCAGGGGACAUUGAAUAAUUGCUCCUACUCGCUCUUAUGCUCAACUAAAAUUGGAGAUGGAGACUUUGAAUCAUUUAUA
Molecule: messenger RNA, 1792 nt
Organism: Lentinula edodes (shiitake mushroom)
Lineage: Eukaryota; Fungi; Basidiomycota; Agaricomycetes; Agaricales; Omphalotaceae
Exons: 5
Coding region: 407-1696 (429 amino acids)
Cellular component (GO): cytosol
Molecular function (GO): protein-folding chaperone binding
Source: RefSeq, a predicted model, not a curated record